CGAUCGUUGCCGCGCGCGCGUUAACCUCUUCCCCAGUUUCUGCACGCAGACUGUUUACCUUGCAGAACCCUUUGUUAUAUCAGAAUUUUAACACCAUUGCACAUCACCUCUGAAUCAUGCAGAGUCUGCAAGUCCGGCAAGUGCACAAUCAUUCAGCGCGACGCUGCGCAAAACCUCAACUCAGCCGAGGCCAUGUAGUCACACGAGCGUUCUGGAAGUCGCUGCUGCCAGGAUCUUUCGGCAAACCCGCCUCCCCUGUCGACCCCACCGGGCCCGGCGAGAGGCUCCUCUACAAGCCGUCGGAGCUAGUGCAGCUAGGAGAGCUGCAGGUCAGCCCCAUGGGCCUGGGAACAUGGAGCUGGGGCAACCGCUUCCUGUGGGGCUACGACGAAACCAUGGACGCGGAGCUGCAGGAGGUGUUUAACUUGGUGGUCAGGAACGGGAUUAAUGUUUUUGACACCGCUGACAGCUACGGCACGGGCCGGCUCAACGGCAAGAGCGAGCUCCUGCUGGGGCAGUUCGUCCGCGAGUACCCUGGCUCGGACCGCGUGCGCAACAACCUCCACAUCGCGACCAAGUUCGCAGCCUACCCCUGGCGUGUGCUGCCCGGCAAUGUGGUGGCCGCCUGCAAGGGCUCUCUGCGACGCCUUGGGCUGGAGCAGCUGAGCGUGGGGCAGCUGCACUGGUCCACCGCCAACUACCAGCCUCUGCAGGAGCUCGCGCUGCAGGCGGGUCUGGCGGAUUGCUACGAGCAGGGGCUGGUGCGCGCAGUGGGCGUCAGCAACUACGGUCCCAAGCAGCUUGAGAAGAUCUACGCAUAUCUGGACAAGCGUGGCGUGCCGCUUUCGUCAGCACAGAUUCAGUUCUCGCUGCUGAGCUGGGGCACGGCGCAGCAGGACCUCAAGUCGUUGUGUGACGACCUGGGCAUCACCGUCAUCGCCUACAGCCCCCUGGCACUGGGAAUACUCACGGGCAAGUACAGCGUGGAGGAGGGCCGGCUGCCAGAGGGCCCCCGGGGGACGCUGUUUAAGCAGCUGCUGCCCGAGGUCGCUCCCCUGGUGGAGCUGGUGGGCGAGGUGGCGCGGGAGCGCGGCAAGACGCCGUCACAGGUCGCCAUCAACUGGUGCAUCGCCAAGGGCACGGUGCCCAUCCCCGGAGCCAAGGACCUCGUGCAGGCGAAAGAAAACCUGGGUGCGCUGGGCUGGCGGCUGAGCGAGGGCGAGGUGGCGGAGCUGGACGCCACAGCCGCCUCGCUGAAGAAGAGCAUGGUGCAGAACAUCUUUCAGACGCAGUAGCAUAGCGGUUGGGCCGUUGGGGUGGGCGUGCUGGUGGAUGCUUGGUGCUGGUGAUGAGCAGGGUUGAGCGAUUUUCACAUGCGAAGGGAACCACAUAUCUUGUCUUGAUAGAUGUGGAAGGCACCGUUUGUGCUGCAGGGAGUGGGACGGUCUCAGCGGGGAAGGGUGCGUGGGCGGGCAGGGGUGGGUCAGGGAUGGGGCCGCCAAUUUGUGGGAUCGGCACAGUUGGCUUGCUGCACGUGACCGGUGUAUUAAAUGAAGUCAAACUCUUAUUGUUUUACAUUCACAUAAGGGCGCCAGACGAAA
Molecule: messenger RNA, 1601 nt
Organism: Chlamydomonas reinhardtii
Lineage: Eukaryota; Viridiplantae; Chlorophyta; Chlorophyceae; Chlamydomonadales; Chlamydomonadaceae
Exons: 11
Coding region: 339-1295 (318 amino acids)
Cellular component (GO): cytoplasm
Source: RefSeq, a predicted model, not a curated record